UUCCUCUGCAGUUCAGCAGCUUUCGCUUGAGAAAUUAUUUUACCAAAGCCAAACUAUAAACUAAGCUUAUGAGUAACCAGGACAUGCAGCAUCACUAAACCCAGUCUUGGAUUAUUUUAUGGAAAGCUAAAACAGGUCACAGGCGAUUUUCGAUAUGACAAGGAUGGAUCAAAACCUUUCAUAUGACUGAAACAAACCGACUGCUGCCUGCAGACAAUGAAAACUUGGAUUUAGGUUUAUGGAGAAUCUGUUUGGUUCUUGAAUCUGUGGGUUUUUGCAAUGGCAUCCCUGAAAGUCAAGAGGAGUACGGUACACUGAGGAUCUACUGUUAUUGACCAUGGCCACCUCUUCUUGGACGUGAGUCCUACAAAGAAGCUUUGGACCAUCAUGAGUGUUGGCAAGGUAACCUUCACCAAGGUGGAGAGGGAAAAGUUAGCUGAGGUGCUUUGGCUGCUCAAUUGGAUCUCUGUGGUGACUGGAGCCAUCCUCCUGGGCAUGGGUUUGUUUCUCAAAAUGGAGAUCCAGAAGUGGCAGGAAGUAAUGUCAGAGCAGGGGGUGUUGUAUGUGCCGCACAUGCUGAUCACCACCGGUCUGGCUGCAUGUGGCAUCAAUUUCCUUGGCGGUAAGAUUUGCCUGGACUGCGCCGACACCAAUAAGUUCCUGCGUUGGAAGCUAGUGAUGAUGCCGUAUGUCAUUUGUACUUUCUUCUUCACUGCCUGCAUCCUUGCGGGGGCGCUCAUGUGCUACAACAUCCGCAGUGAGCUGGAGGAGUCCCUGUUCCUGGGUCUGAGGUACUCUAUGCUCUACUACAAGGACACGGACACACCUGGACGCUGUUACCUAAAGAGGAUGCUGGACUUGCUACAGAUCCAUUUUCAGUGCUGUGGGAACACUGGCUAUAAAGACUGGUUCCAGAUCCAGUGGAUCAGCUACCGCUACCUGGACCUGAGGAGUAUGGCUGUGGUGGAUCGUCUGAGGAAUAAUGUUGAGGGGAAGUUCCUGAUGGACAGCGUUCCCUUUAGUUGCUGCAGCCCCCUCUCCCCUCGGCCGUGCAUCCAGCAGCAGCUCAACAGACCGUUGGCUCACUUUAACUUUGACCAGCAAAGUCAGCAUCUGAACCUGUGGAGGAAGGGCUGCCGGCAAGCACUGCUGGACCACUACACUAUUAUCAUGCAGUCCAUCAGCCUAAUUGUGCUCCUCAUCUGGCUCUUUGAGUUGCUGGUUCUGACUGGUGUCCGGUACCUGCAGACAGCCAUGGAGAAUGUUAUUCGCGUGGGUGACCCUGAAUCAGAGUCGGAGGGUUGGAUUCUGGAGAACAGUUUAGCAGAAACGGCCCGCUCCAACUUUAACAUCAUUAAGAACCUUGGAAAAUGUUAUCAGGUGGACAAUGACCCAAACAUCAAUGUUCCAGCGAUGAUUGCUGAACAGGAAAUUCAUUCAGAGCAAGUCCAAGUCCAGAGGACUAGCUAGCUCUUAAUUUGUCUCCUAUAGUCAAUCCAAGUCCAUUUGUGGCAAAGGGCUUUACUGUCCUCUUUGAGAAUUGAUUCAAAGAUGACAACAGAUUUAUAUGCUUUGGAAUUAAUGUGUAGAAGCCCAACUGUUCAAUGUCAACAAACUGUCUACAGAAAACAAAGCAAUAAACAAUCUAUGUCUUGGGUAAUCCAAGAUUAACAAUGUCACUUACGUUAGCCAUAGAUAAAUAAAGUAAUUGUCAAACUUUGCCAAUGCCAGACCAAGAAACUAAGGUGAUCAAAUAAAAUAAAAUAACCUUGUUCAGGUCAGCCCUUGACUGACAUAAGGGCUGGCAACAAACUAACCUGGUCUAUCUAUGUCAGCUCUGGUCAAAAAGUAUGGGUCACUCCAUAAUGGGAGGACAUUUUGGCUUCAAAAAUCUUGAAAAAUAAACAUUCACUUUUCUGAUUUGACCUGGUAAUAAAUAACACAAAUGAACCUGGUCUAUAUCAGCCUCAUGUAACAAGGGGAUGACAUUUCAUUCAAGGUUGGCUGAGAGCAGAGGCAGGAACACACACUGAGUAAGCUGGCUUUGAGUUGGACUGAGUGGUCGGCAGAACAUGAUUUUGCUAGCAACAAACAGAGCAGGUGAGUAUUCUGAGAGCUUGCAGUGCAACGAUCCAGCAAGAGUGAAAGGCAGAGGCAGAGCUUUAUAGGAGCAGGCACAGGUGGAGGGAAUCAGAUGAUUAGCAGCAGGGCAGCUGCUGACAUGACAUUCACCAUCCCCUGACUUAAACCCAAUAAAACAUCUCUGGGACAUUAUGUUUGGGUCCAUUAGGCGCCACCAGGUUGCUCCUCAGACUGUACAACAACUCAGGGAUGCCCUCACACAGAUCUGGGAGGAAAUGCCACAAGACACCAUCCGUCGUCUAAUUAGGAGCAUGCUGCCACAUUGUCCAGCAUGCAUACAAGCUGGUGGGGGCCACACAAGAUACUGAAAAGCAUUUUGAGUUGCAGAAAUUAAGUUUAGGAAAAAAUGGACUAGCCUGCCACAUCUUCAUUUCACUCUGAUUU
Molecule: messenger RNA, 2526 nt
Organism: Oryzias melastigma (Indian medaka)
Lineage: Eukaryota; Metazoa; Chordata; Actinopteri; Beloniformes; Adrianichthyidae
Product: photoreceptor outer segment membrane glycoprotein 2
Exons: 3
Coding region: 388-1470 (360 amino acids)
Biological process (GO): visual perception
Cellular component (GO): membrane
Source: RefSeq, a predicted model, not a curated record